Molecule: messenger RNA, 888 nt
Organism: Emiliania huxleyi CCMP1516
Lineage: Eukaryota; Haptophyta; Isochrysidales; Noelaerhabdaceae
Exons: 1
Coding region: 1-888 (295 amino acids)
Source: RefSeq, a predicted model, not a curated record
AUGCUCUUCAUCUCACUCGCGGCCACGGCUGAUUGCGGCCCGUUGCCCGAAGGCUCUCUGAACGUCCAAGGCAUCCAACCUGUUCGCGAAAUUCCGCCGUACCAGAUGGACGUCCUUGUGCCUCGUUCGCACAAGGACGGCGUCAGCGGCGCCAUCGCCUCCACCAAGAUAUGGGACAGCAAGAAGACGGCGCUGCUUGCCGCCGCGCUGCCGCAGCUGCACGCACAGCUCGGGCGCAAGCCGGUCCUGCUUGACAUCGGCGCCAACCUGGGCUGGUUCACCAUGCUCGCCGCCGCCACCGACCACGCGCAUGUCAUCGCCAUUGAGGCCAGCGACAGAAAUUCCGCCAGACUGGAGCGCUCUCUCUGCCUGAACGCACACUUCGCGAAGCGUGUCACGCUGCACAAGGUGGGGGUUGGCGCGACGACGGCGGACUGCGCGCUCGUCGCCCGCCGAAGAAACAUCGACUCCCCGUCCGCCGUCUGCGGACAGGGCGACCCAGCGCAUUUCAUGAACUCAUGGGGAUGGUCACGCGGCUUCAGGGACUACGUCGUGACGGGCACGAUGCACAUGACGCGCAUCGAUGACCUCGUCACUUCCCGGGUGGACGUGAUCAAGAUCGAUGUGGAGGGACACGAGCUGGAGGUAACCAAGGGCUGGUCGGCCCUCUUUGAUAUCUCGCCGCCGCGGCUCGUGCUGACAGAGUAUGUGCCCUCGCUCAUCGCGGAGAAGUCCAACACCACGCGGCCCCUCGAUUACCUCCGGUUUUUUCUGCGGCGAGGAUACAGCAUGGUCGAUGACAAAGGGCACCACAUCGCCACCGAAGCGCAGUUGGUGCACUGGAGAGCAGGCUGGAUGAAUGACUUGGUCAUGCGACGCUCGGAGUAG